Molecule: messenger RNA, 360 nt
Organism: Striga hermonthica
Lineage: Eukaryota; Viridiplantae; Streptophyta; Magnoliopsida; Lamiales; Orobanchaceae
Source: the annotation of a GenBank genome assembly
AUGGUACGUUUACAGCCUGAUCCUUUCCUCAAUGAGCUCACCGGCAUGUUCGAACGGACUACAGAAAAGGGUUCUGUGUGGGUUACGUUAAAACACUCAUCUGACAAGUCCAAGGUGAAAAGAAAUAAGAUGAAGACAGCUGGUGAGAAGAUCGAGUACAAGUGCCUCAUUCGAGCUACAGACGGGAAAAAGACCAUCUCGACCAUGGUUGGCCCGAAAGAUCAUCAGCGUUUUCAAUCUAGUUAUGCGACUAUUCUGAAAGCUCGGAUGACCGCUUUGAAAAAGAGGGAGAGGAAGGACAAGAGAAAGGCAGUUGAUUCUGAGAAGAAAUUGGUCCCAAAGAAGGAUUCAAAGAAAUAA